Messenger RNA from Saccharomyces paradoxus, 678 nucleotides. It is a transcript of the gene CUP2, whose product is annotated as Cup2p. Gene Ontology annotation, cellular component: nucleus. The coding region runs from base 1 to 678 and encodes 225 amino acids. NCBI's taxonomy places the organism in Eukaryota, Fungi, Ascomycota, Saccharomycetes, Saccharomycetales, Saccharomycetaceae. The transcript has a single exon. Gene Ontology annotation, biological process: positive regulation of transcription by RNA polymerase II; intracellular iron ion homeostasis; intracellular copper ion homeostasis. Gene Ontology annotation, molecular function: DNA-binding transcription factor activity, RNA polymerase II-specific; RNA polymerase II cis-regulatory region sequence-specific DNA binding; copper ion binding. The record is from RefSeq and is a predicted model, not a curated record.
AUGGUCGUAAUUAACGGGGUCAAAUAUGCCUGUGAAACGUGUAUCAGGGGACAUAGGGCGGCGCAGUGUACUCACACUGAUGGUCCGCUGCAGAUGAUCAGACGCAAGGGAAGGCCAUCGACCACAUGUGGUCAUUGUAAAGAGCUGAGAAGAACCAAGAACUUCAACCCGUCGGGCGGGUGUAUGUGUGCGUCUGCACGACGGCCAGCUGUUGGCAGUAAAGAAGAUGAAACACGGUGUCGUUGUGAUGAAGGUGAGCCCUGCAAAUGUCAUACCAAGAGGAAAAGCAGCCGGAAGCAAAAGACAGGGUCAUGCCACAGCAGGACGAAUCAUGAGACAGCGAAUGCUAAUGGUCUCGGAGCUGCAGAUUUGGAGGCUUUUUUGGGGCUAAGUGGCAACUCCUCGUACGUAGACAUGACAACCACAUUGCCAAGUUUGAAAUCACCUCCACAAAGUGGUGACAUCAAGACCGAUAGCAUUAACGAUUUGGAUUUGCCUUCCCUCGAUACGCUUGAACAAAGCCCUGAUUUACCUCUGGAUCCAUUUAAUAUCGACGAAACAGAAGGCGCAAAUUCCACUACGGGCACCCCGCUAAACGAUAUUGAUAUUCCAUUUUCUAUCAAUGAGUUGAACGAGCUGUACAAACAAGUAUCACCGCAUAAUUCACAUCCAAAGUAA